AUGGUGCAGACGGUGAUCGUGGGGUACACGGUGGUGCGGAAGCCGGAGACGGUGACGAUCGGGCGAAUGAAGCCCGAGAGCCACGAGGUGACGGAGGAACAACUGACGGUGCCGGAACCACGCAUGACGGUGACCACGGAGCCACAGUGGAGAUGGUACAAGGGCGAGGACGGCCACGACGACCCGCCCCAAUGCCCGAGCUGCUGCAGGUGCCAACAGCAGGAUUCAUCGUCGAACGAACCCGACGGCGAGUUCGUAAUCGCGCUGGGCGUUACGUGCAGGAACACGAAGUGGAGGGAGUUCGAGGCGCUCGACGACACCCACAAGAUCGAGGACGAUCUUGAUGCCGGGGAUGGCGUGUAG
Molecule: messenger RNA, 363 nt
Organism: Phytophthora sojae
Lineage: Eukaryota; Oomycota; Peronosporomycetes; Peronosporales; Peronosporaceae
Exons: 2
Coding region: 1-363 (120 amino acids)
Source: RefSeq, a predicted model, not a curated record